Molecule: messenger RNA, 4416 nt
Organism: Dermacentor andersoni
Lineage: Eukaryota; Metazoa; Arthropoda; Arachnida; Ixodida; Ixodidae
Product: mite allergen Eur m 3-like
Biological process (GO): proteolysis
Molecular function (GO): serine-type endopeptidase activity
Source: RefSeq, a predicted model, not a curated record
CUUUGCCUAUGCGGACUUCGGACUGCGAGGCGCCGUCGUCGGAUCAGCCUGGCCGCUGCGUCCCCGAGUCGUCGUGCCCGGAGGCGCGGCGCGAGCGAUCCAACACGUGCGAGCUCCCGGACCACGUGUGCUGCCGCCGGGAGUCGAGACCGCAGCGCUCCGCUGCCGACAAGGACCGCAUGUUGGCCGUACUCCAGGAGAACAGGCUACUAUGCGGCCGGAAUCCCCCCAGCAAGGGCGACAAGAAACGGUUCCCAGUGCAUUAUGUGCUUGGAGGAAGAAGCGUCCGCAGUCAUGGGGAGUACCCGUUCGUGGUGGCAGUGUUCCGCGACAAGAUCAAGGUGGAUAACUUCUGGUGCGGCGGGGUCCUGAUCACGAAGCAGGUGGUUCUGUCGGCGGCACACUGCUUCUACAAAGCGAAUGACACGGAGUUCUUCGUGCGCUUGGGCAGCCUGGAAAUAUCCAAGAGCCGCGUGCGCGGCGCCAUGACGCAGACGGUGGAGCGCAAGGUCAAGCUCGUCCACUUGCACCCGGCCUACAACGGCAAGCAGCAGAACAGCGACGUGGCGCUGCUGCUUCUGCACAAGGACGCGGGCGUGAGCGAGUCCCAGAUGCCGGCCGCCUGCCUCCCCGACGAGGACGAGUCGCCCGACGCCCACCAGGGGGUCAUCCUGGGCUGGGGACACAACGGGUUCGGAGGGAAACUGCAGACAAACCUUCAGGAAGCUGAUGUGCCCCUCGUGAGCAAUGAGCAAUGCGACAAGCUCUACAAGACCCUCGGAACUUACAAGACAGUCUUUCAUCACGGCGUCGACCAGGACUUCCUCUGCGCAGGAAACAUCACCGAAGGCGGAGUCGACGCCUGUCAGCAUGACUCCGGUGGACCGCUGGCAGUACGAGUGAAACGAGACGGCAAGGACGUGUGGGAGGUGGUGGGGGUCGUGUCCUUUGGCGUCCAGUGCGGCCUGCCAGGAUACCCAGGCGUAUACACUCGCGUGGCUACCUUCGUGCCCUGGAUCCUGCAGUCUGCCGCAAAGAUUGCCAAGAUCAAAGGAAAGCCCGCCGCGGCCAUACGGCAGCGCCCCAAACCUUAGUCAUGCUCUGUCUUACGUUGAGCAGCACGCGAUUCCUACAAUCUGACCGUAAUGCCAUAACUGGUAAAGUGUUACUGUGGUCGUUACACAGCAGACUUCUGGCCAAACACGGCUCACACUGGAAUGGCUGGUUGUGAUUACACUUGUCAACUGUUCAAAUUUUUGCACGAACAUGCGCCUCAUGUGCAUGCAUACAACCUAUCAUUUACACAAACCUGCUUGCCUUAUUGCUGCACUUUUUUCAAGGCAACUGGGCUCUGCAACCCCCAGGGUAGGGUAGAACACCUGCAACCUGGGCAACCCUCGCAGCCUUUAUCUCUCCCUUCAACCUUUCAUACAGUUCAUGGGCCCACGUGAACAUAAAUGACUGGAUGCUUCCCGGACGUGUAAAAGUUAGCCAACGUGUGCACGGACACCAAAUCGGUGAACAACGUUCCGGAGUUUUUCACUACGGCGUCCGUCAUAGCCCAGGAGCAAUUUUAGAACACAAGACCUGUGUUACAAAGGAAUACUACCAUUCCUUUGAUACUUCUAACAGAUUCUUUUUAAUCACCCAUGCCAUAUAGAACAAUUAUACCUAUUCAUGUGGAUUACCUGACGAGGGGGCACAAAUCGCAAUGUUUGCAAUGCCAGCUAAAUAAAUAGUACUAAUAUAUAUUAAAAAAUUGAUAUGAUUAAAUCGCAGAAGAUUAAGCCAGAUAACAACAGAGUCAUGUCCAGUUAACCGAAAUCCUGAACCUAGCUCCAGUUUAUAGUGAUAUCUGUUGACAAAAUAUGCCAAAAAUACAUCGGCAUUUCGAUUAUAGCUUGUUUUUGCACUAUGCAAUUAAAAACUAUUUCCUGUAAAGUAAAUUUAUGUAUUUUGUGGCACAUUUCGGGGAUGGUUAUAUUGAAACUGGACAACCUCCUGAUUUCGGCAAAUACAAGACUUAAUUAUUAUCCAGCUUCAUUUUAGCAACUGCAACACAUGCCCAAAUGAAUAAUUUAAAAGUUAGUUACUCAUUCUUUCGUGAUUUUUUGUAUGGGUAAUGCCUGUCUCUGAGACACCUGAAAAGGCCAAAUUUAGCUACCUGUCACAAGCAAUCUUUAAAAAAAUAAGACCUGCUCAAAGUACAAUAGACGCUGCAGAAACAUACAAAUUUCAGAGGUGCACCUGUUCUAGCCUAGGAGAUGGGGUUCCUAAAAACCAACAGCUGUACAAUGACGGCUCGCUUGCUUCACGCUAACACCGUCACAGGGAAUCCGGCUGAAUGUAACUGCGACAUCAAAUGUAAGGGGUCUCAGAGCCACACGUUAAUUCAGAGGGGACCAGUCGAUGGAUAGAACCCCACCAUGGUGUCCUCCUUUAGGUUUUACGUGUUCUCAUCCAAGUGUUGUCUCUCUACCGGCUUAGUGCCUGUGCCAGCUGCAGGCGCAUUAAGCAUAAACCAUCUCAUUUGCAUUUUCUUUAUUUAGCUACUUCACCGACUUUGGAUCAUUGGUGCUUCUUGCUUUAUAGACAAAGAGGGUAACAGGAUGUAUGGAGGAGAGUAGGAGACUAGGAGUAAGCGCAGGUGCUGAGGCGUAGAGAGCGUAAUGCACGAUUGGAGAACUUUUGCGAUGACGUCACCUAGACAAGAGAGGAGAUACAAAGGAAGGCGUGCACCCAACACAGAUGUGUGCAUUGACAUGACCGUCAACACCAUGUCUCAUUUCGAAUGUAUCAACUCUCCCACCUCUUGAAGUGAACAGAUAUUACGUUGUGCUUAGUGUGUCGGCUGAUGUGUCCAUAAAAAGUAUGUUGUGGAUCUUGGCAUGGCGUGGAGGUAGACAGCAGGGUCACACAAGGAAGCUAUUGCUGACUUUGAGAGUUAUGCGCGAUUGUUUCUGUGACAAUUUUAGUACCAUUCCACCACAUCGCAACAGCCAGCCCAUGGCAAUGGCACGUGUAGGCUGCAACAGCACAUCACACAAGAUGGUACCAGUGCUUGUGAUUCCAGACUGCUUACAUCAUAGUGACAGGGAGAGGGUGACUGUUCCCUAGUGUGCGGUGGUGUGUUGAUAACAUUUCGGAGGAACAACACACAUGCAGAGGAGCAAACGCAGAGCAUUACACUACUCCUAAGGUUGUCUCACGAUACAGUGCACAGAACUAUGAUCUCCCCCGUUGCCUGCGGAAUCGCCCCACAUGGCAGUCAUGUGCCGAAAUGUUAUCGUGCCAAAUUAAAGAAACUGAGUAAGAGUGCACUUUUCUGUGGCUUUUACUGUUAGAGGAAGCAGCAGCAUCGAAAACUCGAGAAAUUGUAAUAUGAAGCAUUACAGCAGUAGUGACAUAUUUUCAAAGUUGUCGAAUGUCUGUCACGUGCUUCUUGCAUUAAAAGAACCACACUUAUCACAAAUAAAAGUUGGCAAACACAGCACAAUUUUCUCUGUGUUAUGACGAUCAAGAUAAUGUCAAUGACACCAGGUCCGGCUGUUGAGACUAACUUCAGUAUAAAAUAUCUUACAAGCGUUUCCGAGGUUUCAUACUUGCUAAAUGUCAUAACUUUAUGUGGGAGAAGCAUGUAGAAGAGUUUCUACAACAUUGAAAAUAUGAGAGUAUUGCUGUAAAGAGAUUGCUCUAUUUUUAUAGUGAAUACAGCAAAUAGCUCAUGCUAAUAUUCGUUCAAUAUUUCUGAUGACACCACUGCCUAAUAUUAGGAAGCAUGUAAAGUGGCGGAGUAUGAAUAUGUCUGUACUUCCAAGAGUGAUUUGUACACAGCAGAAAAAACUGUCAGAAAAGGUUCAAAUGGCCAUGUGAAUCUGACGUAUGCAUGCAAGCAGUGCCGUCAAAUGCAGUUUCGGCUGCGCUUUAUGAACUAUACCUAAAUAUGAAAUCCUACCAUCCUUUUAUAUUGACCACUACUGAAGCAUCAACUUUAGCUCUGUAUUUCCCAACAAUUCUAAAUUUCAAGGUAUGCAAGUCAUUGGGAGAAUUCUUCUGUGCUUCAAUUCCUACUUAUCGCAUUAAUAACCAAUUAACAAAAUGUGACAGUCACUGUUGAUACAAUAGCAUGCAUAUGCCAGUAAAUAUAAAUCUCAAAUCAAUUAUGAAAUUAUUCUGAUGCACCAUUCCUACCUUCCUAGAGACCUGCUGGCAGGACUUUUGAAAAAAAAGGUCCUGCACACAUUUACAUUUUCAGUGCCAUUGUAUGUACACAGCAAAUAAAAAAUUGGGCUGUUUUCUAAAAUGGCACUUAUAAUAAAAAAAAACGCUUUAAAGAGAUUAAGAGGAAAUAAAUUUGCGCAUCUAAGCAAGCUCAGGGAUUUACUCUUGUAUAGCAAUAAACAUAUUUAUGCAACA